AUGGCGCCAGCCCCCAAGAGUUCAGGGGACAUGCCCUUCAUAGUAUCUACAGGCACCAAAAAGCCCGAUCCCGAAAUGCGGAAGUUCAUCCGGAGCCAUGUGAUGAUGGGUAAGAACCGCGGAAAGAUCUUACGUCCGAAAAAUAAUAAAGCAGGAGAAUCAAACGGCCUGGAAGGGUUGCAUAAUUCUAGAUCAAGAUCAGGUGAGGAGGAAUAUGAUGAUACCGCGCCAAUCACGUUAAUCCCCGUCGUGGUCCCUAGAAGAGUCGGUGGCGAUUUAUCUUUCAUCCAGUUCGCCGACACGAUAGAAGACUCCAGCGUCGCUGUUAUCUUGGAAUUCUCUAGCAUCGCGAAGAAACUACUGUUCCCCUUACAAUCAUGCAUUGCUUUCGAUGUGAAGGAAAAGUCAACCUGGAUGGAGGCCCUCACCGUCGACGCCGCAUAUCUCCACGCCCUAGCUUUCUCGACACGGGCCUACUUUGACCUGAUGUCAGGCCGUAGACCAGACAAGAGGCCUACGUCGGCGUAUCCACAUAUGCUCAAGACACUACGACUCCUACGCGAGAGGUUAGAUCUGCCAGAGCACAACAUGGUAGUCAAGUCAUCAUUCAGUACGGCCGCAGUAGUGCUAUGCCUCGCUUUCCACGCCCACAUUAUGGGCGAGCACGAAACAGCUGGACACCAUAUGUUAGGGCUUCGCAAAAUAGUCGAUUUGAACGGGGGGCUAAAGGGUCUGAAAAACGAGAAGCUUGUCAUUGAACUGCUAAGGUGCGACGUGGGAAUGGCCUUACAUAGUGGCACCAAACCCAUAUUCUUCUCCGACCUGGUGCGGGAGCCGUACUGGCCAUACCCGGACUUCAUGUUACACGGCAUCACCGCCGAUCCCGAAGACGAGCCGCUUCUCGCUGCCCUCGAUAUAGAGUUGGCCACUGCGUGGCGCACGAUGAAGCAGUUCUGUGUUCUUGUCAACCGCGCCGCCGCCGCCGGUCAAAAACUACCCAAAGGAGACCUACUUGAUACCAUGGCCUCGGUCAUGUACCGGCUACUGCAUAUGUCUUUUACGCGUGGCUCUCUCUCCGAGGUCGUGCGCUUAGGCCUACUAGCCUUUUGUUCCAGCGUGUUCCUACAGUGGGCCAGCGUGCGGCUACCGUAUACGCAUUUUCCAACUAUGUACCAGGACAAUCUUGUGAACCUCGAGUUCCCCGCCCCGGAUAACGAAUCUAGUGGUAUAAACAACUUCACCACUCCACGGCUGCUUCUCUGGCUGCUAACUGUUGGUGCCUUUUCCGUGUUUGGCGGGGUUAAUAAUGAGGCUUGGUUGAAGGCCUGGCUGCGUGUCAAUCUCGAACUAUGUGGUAUAGACUCGUGGCCUGCCAUGUGCGCCGUGCUGGAUUCGUUCAUGUGGGUGGGGGUUGUGCAAGAUGCGCCCGGAAAGGCCGUCUUCGAUUCAACUAUGUCUUUAGGUUUAUGUCUGGAAUUCGAUUGA
Messenger RNA from Daldinia vernicosa, 1485 nucleotides. RefSeq lists its product as uncharacterized. The transcript is spliced from 4 exons. Bases 1 to 1485 code for a protein of 494 amino acids. Lineage: Eukaryota; Fungi; Ascomycota; Sordariomycetes; Xylariales; Hypoxylaceae. The record is from RefSeq and is a predicted model, not a curated record.